CCAGUGAAGUCAUUGUUAUUUGUUAGCUACAUCAUAAUGACAGCACGUCUCUCUCGUAUUCUAUAGUCACUUUCUAGUUCCUUCCACUUUGAAAACCAUCGUAAGUGUCAACUACAUCUCUCUAAACAUAUACACCGUCCUCUUUGGUCUCAGAAUAUCUGAUAUUGUGAUGAGCCUGAAGAACAGUAAGAGGAGAAUGAGGAAUGGUUUGAUGUGUCCCUCUGAGGCAUCAACAGCAGUUUGGUCUGUGGUCGUGCCUCGGAGUAGGAGUAAGAGACAUGAAAGAAGUGUUUCUCUGGAUGAUACAAGGUUGAUCAAAUGUUCCAGCUACUCCAAACUUGUUCACUCUGCCACUGCCACCUUCAAAGACUCUCACUCUCUCUCUUCACCAAACAUCCAGGAGAGAAGCCAAGAUCAACACAAUGGAUCAACCCAACUUCACAAAACCACAUCGGAUCAUGUCUUCCAGGUGGUGGUGAUGAGGGUCGCUAUUCACUGUGAAGGAUGCGCUGGUAAAGUGAAAAAGCAUCUUUCGAAGAUGGAAGGAGUUACAUCAUUCAGUGUAGACGUAGAGUCGAAGAGGGUGACAGUGAUGGGAUACGUUUCUCCGGUGAGAGUUCUUCAGAGCAUUUCCACGGUCAAGAGGGCUGAGUUCUGGAAUUGUUGAAAACCACUUCAUUAAAUUUCUCUUUGCUUUCAUCGCUGCAACUUUUCAUGUUUGUGCUUAGAUUCAUGUUGGUCUCACGUUAAAAAUAUUAACUGUUCCUGUUUUUUGGACUGGGCCUAGCUUCUUCAUCGUGGCCCAACAAUUUACGAAGAAAUAUAUUUUCUUUGAACGCUACGGUUUUAUCUUUUCA
This is a messenger RNA of Vigna unguiculata (cowpea), 857 nucleotides long. RefSeq lists its product as uncharacterized. Lineage: Eukaryota; Viridiplantae; Streptophyta; Magnoliopsida; Fabales; Fabaceae. The record is from RefSeq and is a predicted model, not a curated record. Gene Ontology annotation, molecular function: metal ion binding.